This is a messenger RNA of Punctularia strigosozonata HHB-11173 SS5, 1035 nucleotides long. Its product is annotated as zf-DHHC-domain-containing protein. Gene Ontology annotation, molecular function: palmitoyltransferase activity. NCBI's taxonomy places the organism in Eukaryota, Fungi, Basidiomycota, Agaricomycetes, Corticiales, Punctulariaceae. The coding region runs from base 1 to 1035 and encodes 344 amino acids. The transcript is spliced from 8 exons. The record is from RefSeq and is a predicted model, not a curated record.
AUGACCAGCCUCGCUCCUCGUUGGGUCUUCCGGUGUUUCCGAGCUCUCGAACGACUUGGCGACAGAGUCACAGGCGCUGCGGGACCGUUCUUCAUUGCCUUUGCCAUCGCGCUAUUAUCUGUCGGCCUUGUGUGCUUUUUUGAAAUAAUACAACCAACACUCUCUUAUCCCUGGAUAACGACGCCUAUAUGUACGCUUAUAGCACUGAACCUGGUCGCACACUACUUCUAUGUGUGCACCGUACCGCCCGGAUUCGUUGACGAGCCGCAGAGAGCUCCGGGCUCGGGGAUACUUUGGGCGAAGAGGAAAAGAAGAGGUGGUCAUAGAGCACUGACUGAUGGUGGACUGAACAACGUCGGAGUGAGAUGGAGCGAUGAGGUCAACAUUACGAGAGCGAGCACAACCAAAUGCAGGCGAUGCGGAGCAAUCAGACCCGAGAGGGCACACCAUUGUCGAAUAUGCAAUCGCUGCGUCUUGAAAUAUGACCACCACUGUCCAGCAGGGGUCAACCAAUGCAUUGGCUUGCAUAAUGAACGACACUUCGUCAUGUUCCUUGCGUACUUGGCCAUAUCGACGAUAUGUUUCGUUGUUCUCGGGUAUCAGAAAAUGUGGCAAGCUGUAGGAUACGUGGACGAGGCAGGAUGGCCGCAUCGAACACCAGACGUGCUUUAUAUGAUGAUAUAUAUUCUGUCGGUGGUGCUAGGACUCGCCGUCGGCAUCAUGUUCGGCUGGCAUCUCUGGUGUGGCGUAGCGGCUGCCGAGACUAGCGUCGAAGCACAAGACCAUGAAAUGUAUCGCAAGGUGGCGAAAGAACGUGGAGAAACGUUCGUAAACUCUUUUGAUCUUGGUAAACGCAAGAACCUCGAGCUGUUCUUCAACAUCGGCCCGGAGGGAUACCCGUUGUACACCCUCUUCUUCCCGCUGCGCAUCAUGCCCUACACAGACGGCUUUCGAUGGGCGAGGAAGAAGGGCUACGAGCGGCAUGGUAGCCUUCGCGAAGGCGAAGAGCUCACGGACGAGGACGACUUGGAAUGA